Molecule: messenger RNA, 2707 nt
Organism: Papilio polytes (common Mormon)
Lineage: Eukaryota; Metazoa; Arthropoda; Insecta; Lepidoptera; Papilionidae
Product: proline-, glutamic acid- and leucine-rich protein 1-like
Exons: 13
Coding region: 150-2564 (804 amino acids)
Biological process (GO): rRNA processing
Cellular component (GO): nucleus
Source: RefSeq, a predicted model, not a curated record
UUUUGUUGUUUCUUGUCUGUCAGAUUAACACAUGUUUAGUCAAAAAUGGAUCACAAAAAUUAUUAAUUAUUCGUGUAGUUAAUACUAGUUAUGACUGAAAAAUAACGGAGAAGUAAUCUUAUGGGAAGAAAUUUUGAUUUAUUACCAAGAUGUCUGAAAUAUUCAAGAAAGUGUCUGAAGUGGACCCAAAUAACAGCGACGCAGUUAAAGAAGUGCUGACGUCAUUUUUCCAAAAUAUAGUUAAACAUACUGAAGUAAAUUGUUAUCAAUGGCUGCGAGCAUUAGAGGAUGUACUUAGCCGGUUUCCAAGAUAUUGUUCAACACAUAAGAGCACUAUAGAAACACAUCUCACACAUUUUCUAAGCAGCAAUAACAACUAUGAUGUCAUACAAGCAGCUAAAUGUGCUCAAACUUUACAACAGGUACCAUGGCCACAAGAAAAAAGUGCAACAGCCAAGUCAGCCUGGCGGGAUCAGAUGACUCUCCUAUGUGAUGCAGCACAUUCCCUUAUUGAUGCACUAUUUAUUGACUCUGUUGAAUUAUAUCAGAGGAGCAGUAAAAAGAAGGAUAUGCAGAAGAAUUCAAAUUCACCGCUUACAUUGGCAUUGUCCAAAAUAAAUUCUACUGCAAAUUCAGGUGCAACAAACAGACAAGUUUUGUUACAUACUCGACUUAGAAACGUAUUCAUUUUCAUACAAGCUAUGAUUGUUGAGAUUUAUCCAGUUCCAAAACCGAUACAGCCACAGACUAUAUUGAAUGUAAUAGUGCGUUCGUUGAGUGUUACCAGUGCCAAGAAAUCUCAAGUCACAGAUGUUGGUCCGCUUAAAAUCCAAGCACUAAGGACACUAGAUGCGCUGAUUGCUUGCCUCGGAGCAAACUUGAUACCAUAUUCACCGCUAGUAUUUAGAAUAGUGAUGCAAACAUUCAGAUGGACAUCGGACAACCAAACUGAAAGCUCAAGAGAAGUCCGCAGCCACACUUACCGCAGCGCGGGCGGCUGGCUCAGCGCCCUGGGGCUGCGGCCCGCGGGCCUCGCGCACGAACACGAGCUCGCGACUCUAGUCAUACAAGACAUCACGCCUCUACAGAAAACAGUACAACUCACUAUGAGUGGAGGACAACCUUUGAAAAAUCUAAGUAAAAAAGCUAGAAGAAAACUUCAAAAUCAAAUGUUAAAAGAUAGUUCAAUAUCUUCACACAUUCCAGGAGAAAAGAAUAAAGUUGUUGAAUUUGAAGAUGUCAAAAAUGACAUAGCUAUGGCAUCGUUGGGUUUUGCAGAAAUAUUCUUGUCCGUUUGUGGUGUUUUUAUGAAACCGACUACGCAUAAAUUAUUUCAAGAACAUUUAGUCCGUCAAUGUUUUAAUGCUAAUUUAUACUCUGAUGAGUAUGUUCUAGCAUUAUUACGUACGUUGGAAGUUUGUAGAAAAACUACUCCAUCGUCAGUGCCGCCCCCCACGCAGUACUGUCUGCAGCUAUAUAGUACUCUAUCAAAUAACCAAUGUAUAGAGAUAUCGAGAUUCUGUUCGCAAGCAUUACUGGAUAUAAGAAUGCAUUUACAUUGCUCUCCGCCUACAAUUAACUUUGCUCUAGAAGUGCCAAAAGAAACCCACAUACAAAAAUCAAUGGUUGUAUCCGAAAGAAACAGAGAGGCAUUGAAGAAACUUUUAGGAGACAGAUUGUCUGAUGAAGAAAAUAUUGAAGUAAUUACAAUCCGCGAUGAACCAACAAAGAAGAGACCACGAUUGGAUCAAGAUAAUAUAAGUUUGAGCAGUGAAUCUAUCUGUUCUGUUGAAAUAACUGAUUCUUCUAAAGAUGGGACAGAAGAAUUAGAAAUUGAAAGAAAUGAAGAGGAAAUUACUGAAGAUGCAACUACUAAUGAUGAAGAUAUGGACGUACAAAAUACUACAGAAGUAACUGCGAAUGAAAUUGAAUCUCAAGUAAUUGAUUCUGAAAAACUAUCAGAAAAUGUUGACGAGACAGUAAAUGAAAACAACAGUAUAUAUGAAGCUAAAACUCAGAUAGAUACAAAUGUAUCGAAUGACGAAGAUGACAACCAAACAUUGUCUAUGGAAGUAGCUUACGAUUUACCAACUGCGGUCGAUAAAGUGAGAGUUUUAGAUCAAGUAGAUGAUGAUAAUCUACCAAGCACUAAUGAUACAGACGAUGUACAAAUAACUUGUGGUCAAGUUGCCCUAACUUCACAAGAUAACGAAAUAAAUAUAACAAAGGAAGUUGAUGAAAUAGCGUUAGUUGUUGACAAAGAAGAGACAAUUAUAACGAACGAGUCAAACGAUAAUGUUGAAAAAAUUAAAGAUACAAUAACAUCUAAUUGCGAAGUAACUAACGAGGCAGAAAUUAAUCCAGAAGUAACUAAAGACGUUACUGUUACUACAGAUGAAACACUAACUAAUGGAGCUGAAAAACCUAAUGGUAACAUUAAUGAAAUGUUAACUCAAAUACCUGAUAAUUUGACAGAUAAAUUAUCUAAACCAGACGGUAUUUCAGUAGAGGACAUGAUGGCUGAUUUUGUAGAUGAAGUUAAUGAUCAAACUGCGGAAGCUUAAUUAAAAACUUUUUUUUUAGUAUUUCGUAAGCGUAAUUUGUAUCUUAUGUCAAUAGAGAUAUUUGCCCUUAUUUAUAUAAAUGAAGCUUUUGUGCUGUAUGUCGCUUAUUGUUCAUUCCUAAUACAGUGUGUUUGUUCUUUAAA